This is a messenger RNA of Closterium sp. Naga37s-1, 2378 nucleotides long. The record is from the annotation of a GenBank genome assembly. Lineage: Eukaryota; Viridiplantae; Streptophyta; Zygnematophyceae; Desmidiales; Closteriaceae.
CCCUCCCUCUCAUUCCCCUCUCAUUCUCUCAUUCCGUGCGCCAUCCCUCUCAUUCCCCUCUCAUUCCCCUCUCAAACUCUCAUUCCGUGCGCCUUCACUCUCAUUCCCCUCUCAUUCUCUCAUUCCGUGCCCCUUCACUCUCAUUCCCCUCUCAUUCUCUCAUUCCGUGCGCCUUCACUCUCAUUCCCCUCUCAUUCUCUAAUUCAGUGCGCCUUCACUCUCAUUCCCCUCUCAUUCUCUCAUUCCGUGCGCCUUCACUCUCAUUCCCCUCUCAUUCUCUCAUUCCGUGUGCCUUCCCUCUCAUUCCCCUCUCAUUCUCUCAUUCCGUGCGCCUUCACUCUCCUUCCCCUCUCAUUCUCUCUUUCCGUGUGCCUUCGCUCUCAUUCCCCUCAGUCUCUCAUUCCGUGCGCCAUCCCUCUCAGUCUCUCUUUCCGUGCGCCUUCACUCUCAUUCCCCUCUCAUUCUCUCAUUCCGUGCGCCAUCCCUCUCAUUCCCCUCUCAUUCUCUCAUUCCGUGCGUCAUCCCUCUCAUUCCCCUCUCAUUCUCUCAUUCCGUGCGCCUUCACUCUCCUUCCCCUCUCAUUCUCUCUUAGGGUGUGCCUUCCCUCUCAUUCCCCUCUCACUCUCUCAUUCCGUGCGCCUUCACUCUCCUUCCCCUCCCAUUCUCUCAUUCCUUGCGCCUUCACUCGCAUUCCCCUCUACUCUUCUCACGUGCGCGUUCUCUCGUCCCCCUCUGGUUCACUCCUCACGUGCGCGAUCUCUCUCUUUCCUCUCAUGCGAGUUUGUCCCAUUCCCCUCUGCUCCGCUCCUCCCGUGCGCAUGCUCUCUCUUUCCCCUCUGCGCCUAUCCGCCCAUGCGCAAUUUUGCACCUUCUCUCUCCCGUACGCUCGUCCUCGCUAUGCUCCGUUGCCUCCUACCCCUUUCAUCCUAUGCUUGUAUUCUCUAGUUCCCCGUUCAUCCUGUGAUUGUCUUCGCUGGUUUUCCCCUUCCCCAUCAUCUCAUAUGCUUAUGUCAUUUCUCUGCCCAAGAUGUCGUCUCUGUGCAUUCGACACUCGAUCGGGUUUGGGACGCCACAUGCAGAGCAACUCCUGCCCUGCAAACCUCAUUAGCAGUAGCGAGCAGCUGCAGGCCCCCAAGCGCGCAAGGUCGAGCUUCAUCCCUCCUAACCCCAUUCCGCGUGCAGUACUUAGGUUGGAGCCUGUGCAUGCAAAUGUAGGAACGGGUGUUGCGGAAGAUGUGUGUAUUGAUGUACCUCCUAUUUCUCGUGCUGAUCCAACAGACACUAGUGAUACUUCCUCAUCCUCUGAUUCAGUAGAUAGCGCGCUGCCCUUUGAACAAGAUGACGAUGCGUCUAGUAACGCUGCUGUAUCUGGUGCUGAUGAUGAUGGUGGGGAGGGAGCUCAAGCAGGUGUUGCACUGGCGGAAGAGGAAGAUGCCCCUCAGUUUAACCUCAAGGAUGCUCUUGCGCACUGGAUCCUCUCCAACCGACUCUCUAUCAGUCAGAUUAACGCUCUGUUGGAAAUCCUGCGCAAGACCAUUCUUGAAAUACAAGAUUGGAAGUCCUACCGAGACGUGCAGGCGUACGCUGAGUCUAGGGCGACGGAUGGCCACCGAGGUUGGCGACGAAAGACCAUCCGGUCACGUAACAAGGCUUGGCUGGAGUAUUGGUAUUGUGAUCCGUUGAUUGCUCUGCAGGACCUGUUGAAGAACCCCAAGCUGGCUGCCAAGAUGGUGUUCCAUGCAGAUCCUCAAUAUGUGGGGAACGUGAGGGUGUACAGUACCCCCGAGACAGGCCUAUGGUGGGAGAGGUUGCAAACUUUGGUGCGGGAGGAGGAUCCGGAUGGAGUUGUGGCUGCUUUGAUCCUUGCGAGUGACGAGACGCAUAUGGAUCAUAGAGGGAAGGCGAAGGGUCAUCCUGUGUAUCUCACGUUGGGUAACAUUGAUAAGGACGACAGGUGGCAACCCUUUGGGCACGUGCUACUAGCACUGCUCCCUGAGUUUCCUGCAGAGUACAACGUAGUGGACAAGAUGCAAGUCCACAAUUACAUCAUGCGAGAUGUGCUGCAAUCUCUUAAGACGGCAUCCUACACCGGCAUAGCUAUGAAGAAUGCUGCAGGCGAGUCAAUCAACGUGUGGCCCUAUUUGUACGCUUAUGUGUCGGACUACCCAGAGUCGUGCAAGAUCACGUGCAUGAAAUCAUUGGGUACUUUGUUUCCGUGUUCGAUUUGCAAGGUGGACAAGAAGCACUUGGCAGUGCUGCAGGAUCGUAUCCAAGCUCGUACACCAUUCGAGCAGGAUACCAUUGUGCGAGACAUCUUAGAAGGCCGGCUCGCACUAGAUGCGGAGGCAACCUUCUCCACCCACCCUGUGCAGGUAUAG